AUGCCAUCCUCAACGUGUGCUCCUUGCCUCGCCGGCAAGAAUCUUCAGAAAAGCUUUCUCAUUUUCGUGGUGACUUCGGCUGCUUUUCUUCUCUGGAGUCACACGAACCAAAUCAAAAGGUCAAAGGAAGAGGAGGAACGGAAUCGCAGAUUAGGAUCCAAUCGAGUCUUGAACACUGAAAUUGUGAGAAACACGGCGAUUGAGCAAUAUAAUGUGGGAAAGCCCGUUGCGUGCUCUCUCAUUCGAGCGGGCUUCAACCACAAUUACCUCGUUGAAAUGGGCAAUAAGAAGAAGUAUGUACUUCGAGUCUAUCUCAACGACAAGUACUACAUCAAAGACUCCAAUGAUUUCCGAUUCGAACUGGAUUUCAUUGACUAUUUGAUCAAAGAUCAUGGGAUUCCAACGGUACAGCCCAUCAAAGCAAAGAACGGCGACUGGUUAAGUCAAAUCCGGUUUGGAGAGCUACCCCAGGAAGGAGCAGCAAUAAAAACAACCGCAGCAACCAACAACUUCAUUCGGCACGCGGCACUUUUCGAAUAUGCUCCAGGAAUUGAAGUGGCGAAUAAUAAUAUGGAGUUGACACCUGCCCACUUCAAGAUCCUUGGAGAGUUGCAAGCUCGCAUCCACCAAGCCGCCGAUCAAUUUACUAAUCCUAACAAUCAUCAUCGGUACCAACAGGAUGUUUCGACAUAUCUUCUCGAUGAACCGCUCAAAACACUGGAACGAGAACUAUCCAGGUACAAUAUGCAGCAGCAGAUGGACUUUUUUAAGCCAACUGCUCAAGCCAUCCGCGACAAGGUGGCGAAACUACCAAAAGAGAAGCCAUACUAUGGUUUGAAUCAUGGCGACUUGCAUCCUGGUAAUAUGUUUUGGGAUGAUGCCACGCAGACGUUUACUGUUAUCGAUUGGGAUCAUUCGGCCUAUGGAUGGCGUGUCUAUGAUUCCGCAUCUAUGGUCAGCCCGAACAAGUUGACAUUCUUCUUGAUGGGCUAUGAAUCUGUGCGUCCAUUGUCGCUGGAGGAAAAGGAAGCGAUACCUCUGUUUAGGUUGCUCAGAGACAUUUGGGACUUUGGUGAUAUUCUCGCGUUUCAACCCUUGUGGGGAGAUGAUAAUGCCAGUGAUAAAAAUAGGAAGGAAGAGCUCCGUGGCUACCUCGAUCGGCUUCGUCGGGUUGCCACAGCUUUCGAAGAGCAGUACGGUGAUGGCAAAGCGGCAGUAAAUCAGGCGAACACGUUCUGA
Messenger RNA from Seminavis robusta, 1239 nucleotides. The record is from the annotation of a GenBank genome assembly. Lineage: Eukaryota; Bacillariophyta; Bacillariophyceae; Naviculales; Naviculaceae.